Molecule: messenger RNA, 3968 nt
Organism: Toxoplasma gondii ME49
Lineage: Eukaryota; Apicomplexa; Conoidasida; Eucoccidiorida; Sarcocystidae
Exons: 1
Coding region: 953-3673 (906 amino acids)
Source: RefSeq, a predicted model, not a curated record
GUUGCUUCUACGUCAUCUUCCUGUCUCCUUGGAGGUGUUUUGUUUCUGCCGAAAGUUCCGAGUCACGACCUAGAGAUCAGCCUCGCCCGAAUCACGCUGGUUCCCGUCGCGCUGAGGGACCUAAAUGUACGAUUGGAUUUCUUCUUUGUCCUUUGCCGUUCUAUGCACUUGUCAAUGACCGCAGCCAUGAAUCUAUUGCACAUGCGGCCGUUGCUCCCUUUAGGCGAUGCCAUGUGUCCUAUGUCUUUCUACAUUGGCAACGUUGCACAGCCCUAGAGAAUCAAACGCUUUCAGGAGGUUGAGGGGCUUUCUUGUGCGUAUACCGGAAGGACUCCCCGAACUUUGCUAAGGAAGGUCUUUACUAGAGACAACGCGUCAAGGCAGUAUGCCGCACGCAGAAGGUGGUCAGUCCCAGCCAGCCUCAACAUCAACGAGACUCGCUUGGAUCCCCAGCUCGUGCAUCCGAAUACCUGGCUUUCUUCGUAGACCAAUUCCCAAAAAUAAGUAAAGAGGAAACUGGUGCUUUUACGGUGAAAGGGCAGGACUUACUGUCGAACUUUAUGUUCACGCUCAGCCCAUCGCCUCGAGAGCCUGGACAGGACUCAGAUGCCGCAAGCAUUUCUCCAGGACUGGGUAACCGACCAUUCUAAUAUGUUUUUGAUAGUCCCUUGACCUGCUGUGUUCUUUCUGGUUUCUGUGAGAUCUCCCGCUCGGAAGAAACGUGCUCCCACUGUAGUUGGAAGGAGCGGUAUCGGCGGCACGUGCACUCGAGAGCGCGAGACUAGAAGCGUCACCGUAUCUACAGGCAUGUCGGCAUUGGCAGCGAACAUGUCCGACGGGCGAGAUAAAUUGUGCAAGAGCUGUCCAGGGGGAAGCGACGUGAACGCACUGGAGCCAAUCAGGUGCCCCGUGUCUCUUGUUCAAUGAAUCCAGCUCAAGUCCGUGCGACGAAAUGGCGCAACUCGCUGCAGUCGAUUCUUGUGCGAUUGCCGAGAACGGCGCUUCUACAACACAGGAAAAUAGAUUGCCGCCGGAACCACCGCUGGAACCUCCGCAGUUGUCACCGACCACGAGCCACUCUAAUGAAAGGGAUGGGGAAGAAUUUGGUUUCCGCCGCGAACAGUCGGCGUUGUUUCCUCCACUUACCAACACUCCCCUAACUCUUCACUCCUACAGAGACUCGUCGGUAUCGUCUUUGAUGUUUGGCCUGCUCUGUUGCUUGCUGAACAUUGCCCUUUAUCUGGUAAGUGGUGAGAUUUCAAGGCUUCUGCAACAGGAGAAAGAGCUCCAGAGGCACCAGUCCCUUCACUAUGUGUGCCCCCCUCAAGUAGAUGAUGAACAUGGGCUUCUCAUGGAGCCUCCAGGUCCCUCAGACCCUCUUAACCGAGACAAAAACAGAGCAGCUCCAUGUACCAUACGGUCCGCGGACUCGGAUGUCAAAACGAGAGUAGUUGUUUUGAACAUCCCCUACUUCAUGUCAUGGUGUUCUCAGUCACUGCAGUUUUGUUUUCUAUUUUUUGCCAUUGCGGCGAUCAAACGAAGGAGGCGAAGGCCGCAAGGAAAUCGGAUCAAUCCUCUGCCGAGUUUUCGACACAUACAUGGAUUAAGUCGCUGUUCCAGUGGUGCCCAGGAGGGAGGCGGUCCUAGCGACUGUGGGCCCUCGUCGCCGAGGGGAAGUACCCACGUUGUGCAGCUUACUGAAGAAUUGUGCAAGAUGGAUAUAAGGCAGAGGGGAGAGUACUUCCCUCUGGACAGAAGCGAGGGCCGGAUAUCUGCAGCGUCCUGUUCAGACGAUCCCGGUAGACGGACGGCCAUGCAGCCUCAGAUUGUCUGUGAAGCUUCCGACAAGAGCGAAGGGGUAGGAACUGAUGAAGUCUCGUGCUCAGCCUUAAAGGGUGUCUACCCACCCCUGGAGACCGACGCAGAUUACGAUGCAGGCGUGAUACCGACGCAGCAACAGCCCGGGCAGCAUCCGUUUCCUCGCAAAUCGAAAAACACGACCUCAGGAGUUUUGAGCAACCCUCUUGGUUGUGGAUCAGCAGAGAAGGACCUUCACCAGCCACUGAUAUCUAGCGAGGCCACUACGGCAGGGACUGGACCGACGUGUAUGCAAAGAGUGGCUGGGAAGGAUGUUUCAAACUUCAUUGACAAUGGUAUUGAAACCGGAGACGGCAAGGAUUCUGCGGAGAAGGUCCGCUGGGCAACAAAUGUAGAAGAAGUCUUGCUGUACAGUGCUCUACAGGAACAUAGAGAGACGCACAUGGCGAAUGGAUGUAACUCAGAGCGUCGCUGCGCAGUUUCAAGGCGACAUAGUGAUUCUGACGCAUACACAGAGCGGAACCUUUCGCAGACUGAGGACUUACAGGAACAGGAGGCAACACUCCCGGAGGAGUCAAAGUGGUCUCGCGUCAGAACACUUCCUGUGUCGUGGAUGUGCGUAGUGGGAAGCGGUCUGGCGCAUUUCAAUGCAGAGACCGUCGAAGCUCUUUGGAUGCACCACAUCCAACCCCGUUUUUCGAGGUACAUCGGCGCUCCACUGCAGCAGUACAUCUGUACUCCCUAUGUCAGGGAUACGUACAGAAUUGUGAAGGAUUUUGUGGAGGCCGAUUUGCAAUACUCCAGUUUCAAGGAACUGAUUUGGGCAUGCAUGUGGAUCGGAGCCCUCUACCUGUUGCAUUCCUGGACAUGGACACUCGCGGUGGGCACGGACGGAAUGAGUGUGGGAACAGUAACAGCCAUAUAUAACAUGAACCCUGUGUUUGUCUUUCUAUUUACGGUAUUGCUUUACAAAGAAGGAACAGAGGACUGCGUGCAGAUUGCCGCUCUCGUCCUGGCUACGGUUGGAGUUGCGGCGAUAGCCUACAGCAAUGAGGGGGAGCCAACGUCAACUUCCGGAGUUUUGCUGUCCGUCGCCUGCGCCGCCACUUAUGGCCUGUUUGAAGUGGUUUACAAGAACUACAUUCUGAAUGGAAAAUCGAACCUUCCGUUAGCGUUUAUUUUUUUGAUAGUUGGCAUCAUAGGAAUGUUGAGCCUCUGUGUCUUCUGGAUCCCCUUGGCGUGUCUGCAUAUCUUCAGUCUGGAAGUGUUUCCAGGCUCCACGCCUCCGCCAUUUCUCAUCUUCCUCCUAAUUGUCGUCUGCGUCUGCAGCUGUCUGCACACUCUUCUUCUGCAAGUUUCCCUUUUGCUGCUCCCAUCUCCAAUUCUUGUCGCACUUUGUUCCUUGCUGUCGUUGCCUGCGGCAGCGGCGGCGGACUGGCUGAACGGGGGAGGUGGGGGCGUCGGCGGUAUUGGUACUUUCUUCAUUGCCAGUGCGUUUUUUAUCACAUCUGUGAACGAGUGGAGAAUUCAACGUCAAGAAAAGGCUCGCACAUACCGACGGCUAAUCUCUCUUGCAGAGCUGCAUCCUCGCGAGUAUGCCGAGCUCCGAAAACUCGUGGAGCUACCAGAUUUACCGCAGCCGCGAUACCGCCACAGACCGCCUCUAUUUGGACGUGCCUCGGAAGCAGAACCGCCAGAGGAGAGUGAACCAUCCCUGGAGUCCAUUGCUGCACAUCUCGUUGCGCAAAAGAAAGAUGAAGACGUGGGCGCCGAGCUGAAGGAAGUUCUCUGUGUUUUCGCUGCUCCUGCUGAUGAUGAAUUCUUCAUUGCUGAAAACGCCACCACUGUACUCUGAUGUACGCUGUUCGGGUGCAGGCUAAUGGCAAGCAGAUGGAUGGGGAAAAACGGCUGAAUGUGGGAAAGUACCUCACGGCAACAGCAACUCUGGCGGAUACUGUUUGUCUCAUACCAAAAAAAAUUUAGAGCUUUUCAUUGAUUCCGCCUAAACGGUUUCAUCGUCUCUUUGUGCUCAUGGGGGAGACUACGUUUCUUGUACAAAGUUGGCAGUGCUCUAAAUAGGCGAGACCUUGUUGCCUCACAGCGUUUUGAUUUCUUUCGAAACAUGCUGAGUCACAAACUUUUCAGCCGUG